CCAAUGUGCUCCAAGAAUUUCGAGAGAAUUGCGGCCUGGCAGACUCCUUCAACCCGUCCUACUGCUCCGUGAAAGGCGUUCUCUGCAACGACCGCGGCAUGGUCAACUCGCUGAACUUGGAAGGUCGCUCGCUGCAGUGCAGCAUCCCCUACAACAUCAGCAAGCUCGCUACGCUCACCGGACUGUACCUAACCAACAACAAGUUUACAGGAUCCAUACCAGACAGUAUUGCCAACAUGACCUCCUUAUGGGAUCUUGAUCUAUCGGGAAAUCAGCUCACUGGCAGCAUUCCUUCGUGGAUUUCGCAACUUGUAAACCUCACUCACCUGGUCCUCUCGAAUAAUCAGCUCACUGGCAGCAUUCCUUCGGGCAACACCCUUCUCUACUACGGCGUUUCUGAAGUCGAACUCCAAGGCAACCAGCUUUCCGGCCCCCUUCCUGCCUCUUUUGGGAGAAUAUUGACCCUGAAAAUCGAUUGGGAUAAAUUCACAUGUCCUGUCAACGGGGGAGAUUGCGUGGUAAAACAAAAUAAUGAUUCUCCAUUCUGUGGCCCGUGCAAGGACUUCUGUGAUUCUUGCGACCCUUUCAAAAUGUCAAGCAGGUCUGGAUACAUGGGCAAGCUAAGCCGCGCAGGCAUCACAGGGAUUAUGGUUGCCUCUGUGGUCUUCGUUCCUCUGCUGCUGGUGAUUGCGUAG
This is a messenger RNA of Closterium sp. Naga37s-1, 695 nucleotides long. The record is from the annotation of a GenBank genome assembly. Lineage: Eukaryota; Viridiplantae; Streptophyta; Zygnematophyceae; Desmidiales; Closteriaceae.